GCGUACAGGCUGAACCUGUUUGGGUCUCGUUACCAGUGGAUCGUUGUUGACGGAGGAACCGGCGGGUGGAAGCUGGGGGGGGGGGUCUCUGGCUGUACGACCACCAGCGUCCUGACGGCUGCAGACGGAUCCAUCAGGCUGCAGAUCAGACAGCUCAGCAGCAGCAACACACCCGGAGUCUCUGGACGGACGUCUCAGAACUACCGGGACGCCUACCUCCACCAGCUGAUCCAGGAGGGGUCACCGCUCAGCGCCCUCCAUGCCUUUGCCUACGACAGUGUGUGGGUGGCGGCCUCCGCCCUGGCUCAGGUGAUGGAGGCCGUGAAGCACAGAGAGAAGUUCAGCGCCCAGAGGAACGUGGCGGUCAGCGAGGACGAGGUGCAGAAGAUGCUGCUGGAGGCCGUGAAGAAAACACAGUUUGAAGGCGUCACGGGACCAGUUUUCUUCAGAAACGGAGAAAGACCGACGACCAUCGAACUGAUUCAGUUUCAAGGCAGCACUGGUGUGUUGGUGGGUGAGUUCAGUUCAGAAACACAACAGCUCCGACUGAGGAACCACCUUCUGAAGUUUCAAGGUCGAGGACCAGCCCGAGAUCAGACCCUGGUGCGUCCGCAGCGUCGUCACGUGAACCUUCUUCAGUACGGCAUCGUUUCCUCGGCUGCAGCUGUGACCAUCAUCAUCGCUCUGAUCGUCCUCUGCUUCAUCAUCAUCCACCGCAGACACUGGCUGCUGAGGUCGGGCAGCGUGUCCCAGGACGAGCUGCUCCUGCUGGGCGUCCUCCUCUCCUCCUCCUCAGUCCUGGUCUCCGGUCUGGACGGAGCCUCGGUGUCUGACGGGACGUUUGAGAUUCUUUGUUCUGCUGGGGCGUGGACUCUGUCUGUGGGUCACACCGUGUCCUCCUCUGUGCUCCUCAUCAAAACAUGGACUCUUUAUUCUCUCUGCACAAUCAAGCCGAAGCUGCAGAGUGGAAGCAGCCGCCCUCUGCUCUGGAUGCUCCUGAUGGACGUGUUGGUUUUAAGCUCCUGGCAGAUUCUGGACCCGCUCAGACGGGUGGUGCUGCAGCAUCACGCAGAGACGGACCCGUCGGACCAGGACGUCCUGGUUCAGCCGUUCUCUGAACGCUGCGGCUGCAUCCACAUGGAGCUGUGGCUAACUGCUGUGUGCGGCUACAGAGGCCCCCUGCUGGGUCUGGGAUGUUUCCUGGCCUGGAACAUCAGGUCGGUGCAGACGGACCGUCCUGCUGUCAGCGGUCGACGUCUGGCGCUGAGCGUGUUCGCAGUGACGGCGUUCAGUGUGUCAGGAGUGUCGGGGUCACUGCUCACGUCCCACAAUCCUCCUCUUCAGUUCUGUCUGAGCAGCGUCCUCAUCCUCUGCUGUAACAUCUGCAUCCUGAUUGGCCUGUUUGGACCGACGAUUUUACACGUGAGACUGAACGGCAGCGAACUGCAGCCGCCGUCAGAUCUGCAGGAUGAGGAGGCAGAGGAGGAAGACGAGGAGCAGCUGAGCAGGUUGAACCGACGGCUGAAGACUCGAACGUCACAGCUCGAUGCAGAAAUAGAAACCAUCACCAUGCAGCUGUCGUCAGAGUCCGAGAUCCUCCAUCAUGUGAUGAGAUCAAACAACGCUGAGCUCAGAUCUGUGAGCUGGAAUAAUGAAGCUCCUUCUGACGACAGAGACUCAGAGAAGAAACUGUCGAGUCCAGAGGACGUCAACGCUCCUGAACUCGUCCGGCGGCGUCUGUCCGUGCAGCUGCCGAUCCUCCAUCACUCCUACCUGCCUGUCAUCGGUGGCGUCCCCUCCAGCAGCUCCAGUCUGUUCGGCAGCAUGGAGGCCUUCGUUCACCACGACGCCAUCGUGACCACGAUGACAUCCUGCCCACCGGGCGGCACGCAGCAGUGACCUGAAGCUGCAGACUGAGAAUCAAGAACAAACAUCAAAUAUUCAUUAUUUUACAUGAAUAUGAUAAAAAGUCCACAUUUAUACAGUAUUUUAUACAUUUUGUCACCAUGGUAACGGCUCUAACAUUAACUGUUGCUAGUUUCGAAAUUUGGUUUGUAAGAAAAUUUUAAAUAAAGAAAUCUGUUGAACUCUGAUUCUGUGACAGAACCUUUCCAGCUGCUCUGUUUGUUCUUGCAACAUAUCGAAAUGGUGAAUUUCUAAAGUUGCGAAACCCGAGCUCUGACCCAGUGACCGGAUCCAACAGAGGACGACCCUGAACCUGUUGGACGAGUAAACUCCAAAUACUGCAAAAGUGGGAAACCACCAGAAGUGUUUACUGUCGGUGUGGAAACCACAGAUAAAUGUGUGCUAACAGGAGGACGACUCUAUAAAAUCUCUCAUCAGGGACGAAGAGGCAAAGUUCCUCCAUCAUGUUUUCCUUCAUGAAGCUUCUCUGCGUCCUGGCUCUGACUCUGCUGCCUGUUUCUGAGGCGUCUUGGGGUGAAGGAGACGCCACUUCUCACAGCUACGACCUGUCGGGCUCAGCCCUGACCAGGGUCUACAACUCCCCGGUGUACCUGGCUGAGAGGAUGAAGAGGCCGCUGGCUGGAUCCUCCAUCCGGCUGGGACCCAUCAGCCACUCUGGAGUCCGAGUGACGCUGCAGGACGGGGCCCAGUGGCUCAUCCAUAAAGGGGACGGAUACGGAAUAUCGUCUGAUACGGUCGUGACCGAUGCUGGACACAUGAGUUCAUCCUGGGAGGUCGUCGCACGUAAGAAUUUCGAAGGAUCAAAGACAGUUUCUGAUUUUGUGCGAACGGGCGGCAGCGACUACAGCCUGCUGUUUGACAACUGUCACCUGAGCUCCCGUCGGAUGAUGAACCAGAGACGCAGACGUUCAGGUCAACGUUUGUUCAACGUGAUGAAAUGAAUAAAGAAUAAAGCUGAUCUGAGACUCGUCCCUCUCACGGGAGCAUCA
Molecule: messenger RNA, 2915 nt
Organism: Paralichthys olivaceus (Japanese flounder)
Lineage: Eukaryota; Metazoa; Chordata; Actinopteri; Pleuronectiformes; Paralichthyidae
Source: RefSeq, a predicted model, not a curated record